This is a messenger RNA of Oldenlandia corymbosa var. corymbosa, 3910 nucleotides long. NCBI's taxonomy places the organism in Eukaryota, Viridiplantae, Streptophyta, Magnoliopsida, Gentianales, Rubiaceae. The record is from the annotation of a GenBank genome assembly.
CCGGGGCUUUCUUCUUGACACGUGGAAGAGCAUUGUUAACGUGGCAUAGUAGGCCAUCUUCCACAUACAAACCCAAAUUUAACUGACUAGUAGCACUAUUCACAGACAUCUCUCUCUCUCUCUCUGAUUACUGAUCCAUGUUCUUCAUCAUAAUUUUCGAUUGAAAAAAGGCAAAAACAAAACGGGCUCUUGGCGAAACGUACCAGAACCAACUCUUCAGAAAUCGGAUCAUUGCAAAAGCCAGAAGGAGUGGCACAGAGAGUUUCGCAAACAUGGCACAAUCAUCCAAUAACCCAAAAUCUGCAAGCUAUGAUGCUUACUUUGAGAAGGUUCAAAGCAGGAAGAAAUUGCCUCUAUCAUUACAGGAAACUCUAACUGCGGCAUUUGCCAGAAUUCCAGUGUCCUCCUUCCCGCAGGUUCCGGGAGGCAAAGUGAUUGAAAUUCCAGCGGACACAUCCAUUGGAGAUGCAGUGAAAAUUCUCUCUGAGAGCAAUAUCAUGUCAGCUCCUGUGAAGAACCCUGAUAUUCAGCAUACAACAGAAUGGAGGGAAAGAUACUUGGGAAUCAUUGACUACGCCGCCAUUGUACUCUGGGUACUAGAGUCUGCAGGUGUUGCCGCAGCUGCCCUAUCAGCCAGUUCCGCAGCUGCUGCUGGAGUAGGUGCUGGUGCAGCUGGAACACUUGGCGCAUUGGCACUCGGCGCAACAGGUCCCGUUGCAGUUGCUGGUCUGACUGUGGCGGCGGUCGGGGUCGCCGUGGCUGGUGGUAUAGCAGCAGAUAAAGCUAUAGCAAAAGAUGCCCCGACAGCAGCCGAUAAGUUGGGUGAGGACUUUUACAAAGUCAUCCUGCAAGAGGAACCUUUCAAGUCAACUACAGUAAAGUCCAUUCUGAAAUCUUACCGAUGGGCACCGUUCAUCCCAGUUGCAACAGAUAGUUCCAUGUUGAGUGUCCUGUUGCUGCUAUCAAAAUACAGAUUGAGGAACGUACCUGUCAUUGAAACUGGCAAUUCAUCCAUUAAAAAUUUCAUCACACAGUCUGCAGUAAUCCAGGGUUUAGAGGGCUGCAGGGGAAGGGAUUGGUUUGACUGCAUUUCUUCGAACCCCAUCUCAAAGUUGGGGCUUCCUUUCAUGACUCCAGAUGAGGUUGUCGGCGUGCAAGGUGAUGAACUAGUUCUAGAGGCAUUCAAAAAGAUGAGAGAUAAUCAAAUAGGUGGUCUUCCUGUUGUUGAGGGUUUAAACAGAAAGAUCACUGGUAAUGUAAGCAUAAGGGACAUCAGAUUCCUGUUGCUAAAGCCCGAACUUUUCUCCAAUUUCAGGCAGCUGACCAUCAAGGAUUUCAUCAACACCGUCGCUUUAGCCACUCCUGAGACAGGAAAGGUGAACAAGCCAAUUACAUGCAAUCCUGAUUCAACCCUGGGAGAUGUAAUUCACACUCUUGCUUCCAACUUAGUUCACAGAAUUUAUGUAGUUGAUGAUACCAAUGGAGUCAUUGGAGUGAUUACACUCAGGGAUGUGAUCUCUUGCUUCAUUUUUGAGCCACCAAACUUCUUUGAUAACUACUUUGGAUUUGCGGCACAAGAGAUGUUGGGCCAUUGAUACACUUGUCAUCUUUAAUGUAACAUUCUUUCAGUAGACUAAGUUCUCCAACCAAGUUCAGUGAAAUUUCAUCUAUGUAACUUUAAACAUGGAGCUCCCUUAUGUUACUCCUACUUUGCUAUGACCAGGAACUUUUCUCAAUUUUGUUUCACCGACAAAGGUCCUGAUUCUCUCAACAUCGUUCCACUUUUCUAAUCCAGCAUAAAUAUUGGAUAGAAUCAAAAAAGGAAUAGGAUUAUCUGGCUGUAAAGCUGAAAGUUUUUUGGCCAUUUCUUCCGCCACUUCAGAAUCUAUAUACUGCUUACUAGCUGCCAGCAAUGAAGCAAAAACUGAGGACGAGGGCUCUGUUACUUCUUGUAGUAGAUCUUGGGCUUCUUUCAGCAGGCCAGAUCGGCCAAGCAUGUCUAUUAUGAUACUGAGCUGCUCUGAAGUCGGUUGUAAGGAAUAAUCGACAAUCAUUAACUGAAAAAUUUGCCACCCCAAAUCAACUUGACCAGUAUGAGAACACAUUGAGAGCAUGCAAUUAAACGUUGCUAAAUUUGGCUGCACUCUCUCCUCCAGCAUCUGAUAGAACAACUUAGAAGCAUCUUCGCCUCUGCCAUUUCUGCCAUAACCCGAGAUCAUUGCAUUCCAGAAUGCUGGGUCUGUGGGCCUGAUUUCAUAAUGGUUGAAGAUAUCCUGGGCGAAAGUAGUCUCCCCACAUUUCAUAUACAUAUCAAUCAUUGCGGUAGCAAUGAAGUUAUCACUAUCAAUACCAGUCCGGAGGACACAUGCAUGAAUCUCUUGUCCAUAUCGCAGAGCACAAAGAGCUGAACAGGCCGUCAACAAACUUGUGAUGCAUUUCGGCGAAGGCACCACACCAAAGGAAAUCAUUUUCCUGAAAAAGAUAAAAGCUUCCUCUGGUUUCCCUAGGCAGGAACACCCAUUAAUCAUGGAAUUCCAUGUUGCUGAAUCUGGUAAAAAUUCUUCACCUUCUAACUGAGCGAAGAGGUCCACAGCACUUUCACAUUGAUUAUUCAACAUCAUCCCAGCAAUCAUUGAAUUCCAAGUUAUUAAGUUCCUACGACUACCAAGUUCUUUAAAUACCUCAUACGCAGAGUCCCAAGAACCACACUUGGAAUACAUAUCUACCAGGGCAGUCCCAAUCUUAGUGUCGAACAUCUGCUUCCCUUUGGUUACAAGUGCAUGAACUUGCCUACCAUACCGUAGGUGCUUAAGAUUAGCACAAGCAGAGGUAACUGAAAGCAAUGUAACAGAAUUGGGCCGUUCACCCGAUGACGAUCUCAUCUCAUUAAAUGUACUCAGAACCUGACAGUUGGCCCCAUUCUGCUGCAUCCCUGAUAAGUAUGCAUUAUAGAAGACAACACUUUUAUUGUGGAUCAUCAGAAAGAGCCUUUCCGCUGAAGCCAGAGCUCGAGAACUCAAAUACAUAGUUACCAAAGACGUAGCCACGUAAAUAUCGAUUUCCACCCCAAUCUUAACAGCCCAAGAAUGCAGCUGCACGCCAUGCUCAACAUCAAAACAGGCAGAGAGCCCACUGGCUAUGGUAACCGAAUCGGGUCUAACAUUUCUAUCGUUAGCUAAGCGGAACAUUUUCAGGGCCUUAUCGCUAAACCCAUUUUGAGAAAACCCAGAGAUCACCGCAUUAUAGAGAGCGAUAGUCGGUUGAGGUAUUUCAUCGAACACAUAGGUGGCAUUAUCCACGAGGCCAAGCUUCAUAUACACACUUGCUAGAGCAGUUGCGGUGUGAAUAUUGAACUGAAACCCCGAUUUGAUGAUGUGGGCAUGCAACAUUUGUGCUUCAGAAAGCGCUUUAAGGCCGGCGCAAGCUUUAAGGAGAUAAGGAAAGGCAGGUUUUUUGGGAAGAAACAUGCCAGAGAUAGAGGCAGAAUGGAAUUGCGAGUAAAGAGUUAGAACUUCUUUGAAGAGUCCAUUCCUGAUUAGCUUUGCCAUUUGGGUCGUCAUUUUUUAUGCUGACGGCCGUUCCCAUAAGAGGGAAAAUGGCGCUAAUUUGAACAAGAGGACUGAACUCGAAGAAGACGAGUGAAAGACAACAUUUUGAUUACGUCAGUCUAAAGGAAAAGGCACGCCUUUGAAGUGCUUUCCAUCAUCUUCCACAAUGAGUUCUAUAGCGAAAGCGUGAGAGACUUCGAAAGUUUCCAUAAAGGCGGUGUUUUUGUUACUCUGGCUUGACAAAUGAAAUAACCUAUGCAAAGAUGCAGAAAAAAUAAAAAUUUCGACUUUUUGGAAUUUUGGAAGACAAUGUGGAACUACUAAAGGAGAUCAGUUUUGAUAGUUUCGGAUUGGGACUUUUG